Molecule: messenger RNA, 2942 nt
Organism: Pelobates fuscus (common spadefoot toad)
Lineage: Eukaryota; Metazoa; Chordata; Amphibia; Anura; Pelobatidae
Gene: PRKCD
Product: protein kinase C delta
Exons: 19
Coding region: 430-2487 (685 amino acids)
Biological process (GO): intracellular signal transduction; peptidyl-serine phosphorylation
Molecular function (GO): ATP binding; diacylglycerol-dependent serine/threonine kinase activity
Source: RefSeq, a predicted model, not a curated record
AGUUCUUAGAGUUGUAAUUUCUCAGAGAAGGGAACAGGGAAUCUGUGAGUGUGAGUGAAAGUAGGGAGAGAGGCACAGGGCACAGAAAGGGAGCUCUGCAGAAGUAAAAGGAGACCCAUCCAGUGGGCAGAAACCGGAGGGAGAGAGAGAAGGAGACAGGGGUGGUGCCUGGCAGGAGGAGGACCGAGGAGCUGAGCAGGGAGGGGGAGUACAAGUCGAUCACAUAUUGAGCGGAAUAAGGAAGCAAAGCAGCGUUACACCGGGGUGCCCCUUCCCAGGAGCGGACUGAUAGUGCCCCGGGACCCGCCCAGGUUCACGGAUUGUGAGGAUGUGUAUCCAGCCCCUUGUCCGUGGUACUGGAAGACCACUGCUUGCUGACCACCAUUAAAAAAAGCUGAUACAUUAAUUUGUACCCUCUCAGGUUGAAGCAUGGCUCCCUUCCUGCGUAUCGCCUUUAAUACCUAUGAGCUGGGCCCAAUGCCAGCUCAGUCCGAGCAAAUCCAACCAUUCUGUGCCAUAAAGGUGAAGGAGUCGCUCGCUACAGACAGAGGUAAAACUUUGGUCCAGAAAAAGCCUACCAUGUAUCCAGACUGGAAGUCCUCAUUUGAUGCCCAUAUUCAUGAGGGUCGGGUUAUCCAGAUAGUCUUGAUGAAAGCGCCUGAAGACCCACUGUCCGAGGCCACUGUGGGGGUCUCUGUUCUGGCCGAGCGCUGCAAAAAGGGCAACGGGAAAUCGGAGUUCUGGCUUGAUCUCCAGCCUCAAGCCAAAGUGUUGAUGUCCGUUCAGUACUUUCUGGAAGAUACAGAUUGUAAGCAGUCCGUGCGAGAUGAUGAAGGCCUGGUCACUAUCAACCGGAGAAGAGGGGCUAUCAAACAGGCCAAAAUACACUACAUCAAGAAUCAUGAGUUUAUUGCCACAUUUUUCCAUCAGCCAACCUUCUGCUCUGUCUGCAAGGAUUUUGUAUGGGGCCUCAACAAGCAAGGUUACAAGUGCAGACAAUGCAAUGCUGCUAUACACAAAAAAUGCAUCGACAAGAUUAUUGGCCGGUGUACAGGCACAGCUACCAACAGCCGGGAUACUAUGUUCCAGAAAGAGCGAUUUAACAUUGAUAUGCCUCACAGAUUCAAAGUGCACAAUUACAUGAGUCCUACCUUCUGUGAUCAUUGUGGCAGCUUGCUCUGGGGCUUGGUGAAACAGGGUUUAAAAUGUGAAGAGUGCACUAUGAAUGUUCAUCACAGGUGUCAGAAAAAAGUUGCAAACUUAUGCGGCAUCAACCAGAAACUACUAGCAGAGGCUCUGACCCAAGUCAGUAUGAAAUCUAGCAGAAAGUCCGAUUCCAGUCUGGAUAGCUUUGGCAUUUACCAAGGUGUGAUUCCAAAUGUGCCAGGAUUGGCUGGAGCUGAUUCAACAGACAAUCAGUAUGAUAAGCUGUGGGAAGGGAGCAGCCCAAAACCAGCAGUUCAAGUUUCAACCAUAGGUAGCCGGUUAACAGCCGAUAAUUUUACAUUCCACAAAGUUCUCGGAAAAGGCAGCUUUGGAAAGGUGUUGUUGGCUGAACUGAAAGGAAAGAGUGAGUACUUUGCAAUAAAAGUCUUGAAGAAGGAUGUGGUCCUGAUCGAUGAUGACGUUGAAUGCACUAUGGUGGAGAAGCGUGUCCUUGCACUGGCUUGGGAGAACCCUUUCCUCACCCACAUCCACUGUUCCUUCCAGACCAAGGAGCAUCUCUUCUUUGUUAUGGAGUUUUUAAAUGGAGGUGACCUGAUGUUCCACAUACAGGACAAGGGUCGCUUUGAUCUAUACAGAGCUACGUUCUAUGCAGCUGAAAUCAUUUGUGGAUUACAAUUCCUUCACUCCAAGGGCAUUAUUUACAGAGACCUCAAGUUGGACAAUGUGAUGUUGGACAAAGACGGGCAUAUUAAAAUUGCAGACUUUGGCAUGUGCAAGGAGAAUGUUUUUGGGGACAAUAAAGCCAGCACGUUUUGUGGGACCCCUGACUAUAUUGCUCCAGAGAUCUUACAAGGGCUCAAGUACACAUUCUCUGUAGACUGGUGGUCAUUUGGAGUCCUGCUUUAUGAGAUGCUGAUUGGACAGUCUCCAUUCCAUGGGGAUGAUGAAGAUGAACUAUUUGAGUCAAUUCGAGUUGACACCCCUCACUUCCCACGCUGGAUCACAAAAGAAUCUAAAGACAUCUUAGAAAAGCUGUUUGUGAGGGAUCCUCUAAAGAGACUAGGGAUAAUUGGGAACAUCAAGCUUCAUCCCUUCUUUAAGACUAUAAACUGGACUGCGCUGGAAAAGAAGGAGCUGGAACCCCCCUUCAGACCCAAAGUGAAAUCUCCAAGUGACUAUAACAACUUUGACCGCGAGUUUCUGAGCGAGAAACCACGUCUAUCCUACAGUGACAAAAACCUCAUAGAUUCUAUAGAUCAGACAGCAUUUUCUGGGUUCUCUUUUAUUAAUCCCAAGAUGGAACGGCUCCUGGAGAAAUAACAUCCUCUUUCAUUUAAGCUUUAUUUUUUUUACAUCUGGACUGUGAGCAUCAACUUACACUAAAAAGAGGACUGAGCUGUCUUCAGUGUGAAAUACGUUUCAAUGGCAACUGGCCACAUUAUCAACUCAAACAUUUUGUCCUCUGAAGGUUCUUGUCCACCAAACUGGCAUCAAUAACUGCAUGUUUCUAUAACUUCCAUUUUAGAAUGUACUGUAUAUAUGUAUUCCCUUAAAACUGGUUACUUGAAUGUAGUUUGUGUCAAAACCCCCAAAUAUAAAUAUAUACAUAUAUAUAUUAGAUUUACAAGAAUUUGCUGUAUAUAUUGCUAUGGUGGAUUACCAAAUAAGCAAUGUUUUGAGAAAGUGGGUGGGGAAUGAAGGGACUGUGAUAAAUAUAUUUUUUACGGGACACUCCGAAUUUGUUCUUAAAAAUAAAUGAAUUUUCUGAAGACUGA